AUGACUUCGCAGCGAGACACCUUCGACCCGGCUAACGUGCCGAGACCCGAGAGCAUGGAUGAGCGUCGUGGGUAUAUUGACCAAUAUAUCCAGCGCUUUCAUCCUGCCUUGGUCCCUCUGAUUGAGGAGGAGCGCAAGGAUUCGUACGCUCUCAUCUGCCAGAAAUACCACCGAGAUCGUGGCUUGCUGGAGGUCCCUUCCGUGUAUUUUGAGUAUGUAGUGGAUAAGACGCUGUGGCAGAACCUCUUUAAAUGCCACGGCAUCCGUCCGGCUCCUGCUUGGCCUUGGAAGCCAGGGCCUGACGAUAAAGAUAUGAGCGGCGGCAUGUCGGAAUUCUACAAGCAAUGGCGAAUUGAGAAUAAUUUGCCCGUCGCCACCCCUCAGCAACAGAGAGACAGCUCGAGUGAUCUUUGGAUCAAUCCCCCCGUGGUCGUCGACCAAGCUUUACGGGAGACUAUCUGGAAAGAGUACUUUGGCGCCAGCCAGCACACUGGCUUUAUUCGCGGUCCUUUUGCCCUUAAUCUACCUGUGUGGGUGGACUCUGGGAGGCUUAUUCUUGGAGAUAAUGGAAGCGACAUCGACAAAAUCAACAACAAUAUCGUGGAGCCAGGUCUGGUCAUCUCAUGGGAGAUCUACGGCGCUGCGUCGCUCGGCCUUGUCGUCCCUCUUGGUCUUGUCGUCGGCUCCAAAGAUGAGGCAGGUCUAGCACGGCCGCAGGUCCAGCGCAACCUACUCACACUAUGGUGUGAUGUCGUCGCUUGGUUCUGUGAAGUGGUUGCGGGCGGGACAAUGAGCCUGGCCUCUUAUCUGCGGGUGAUGCACGUCACCAGUUACUCCGUCGAGAGGAGACCGCUUCACCAGGAAGCUGAGGCUUUGUGGCAAGAAUCCCUUGAAGCGCCUCAACAAUUCGCCGCUCAGGCCCGCGCAAGACGUGAGACCAUUCGGAAAUGGUCCCCGAUGGUUCGACAGAUUACCGACAAACCUUGCGGAGAGGCGGAACAGGAGCUUGACGCCCUGAUUCUGAGCAAUGACGCCGACCUGGUCGAACGCAAGAGACGUCUGGCUAUCGUUCGUGAUAUCUGGCUCUACGAUUCCAGGAAGCCAGUCGUCAUCCGCCGGGCCUUCAAUUGGCUCACCUACCUUUCGAGCACUCUUGAUUCUUCCUCUUGA
This is a messenger RNA of Fusarium subglutinans, 1170 nucleotides long. RefSeq lists its product as uncharacterized. Lineage: Eukaryota; Fungi; Ascomycota; Sordariomycetes; Hypocreales; Nectriaceae. The record is from RefSeq and is a predicted model, not a curated record. The transcript has 2 exons. Bases 1 to 1170 code for a protein of 389 amino acids.